CACCAGCUCCCAACCCAGCGCUGCUGUCCUGCCAGGUCCAGUUACACGUGUGAGUCAGAGCCAAUUCCUUGAAUGAGGCUCCCACUCCAACCAGGCCUUCUCCGCUCCGCCCGACGAGCGCUUGGGGAGUGCCAUCGGGGUCCAGCACGCAGCAGCAGCACCAGCCAGCAGCACCACCAAACCAGCGUCCGGCCAAACAUCCGGCAGACGGUCGAAGCCCCCACCAUCCCCCACCACCGCCACUACCUCUCCCACUCUCUACUUUCCUCCUCGACUUUUCCAUCUUCUUCCCCCUCGUCCAUUCCCCCUCACCACUCCUCCCGCCCGCUCUCCACCAUGCCUAAAGAAAAGGAAUCCAAGGUCUCCUUCAACCUCAAGACCCCCAAGGGCACCAAGGACUGGUCCGGGUCCGACGCCCUCCUCCGCGACCGCAUCUUCACCACCAUCGCCGAUGUCUUCAAGCGUCACGGCGGUACCGCCCUCGACACCCCCGUUUUCGAGUUGCGCGAGAUCCUUGCCGGCAAGUAUGGUGAAGACUCCAAGCUCAUCUACGACCUGCAGGACCAGGGUGGUGAGAUCUGCUCCCUCCGCUACGAUCUUACCGUCCCCUUCGCCCGCUGGCUCGCCAUGAACCCCGACGUCCGCAGCAUGAAGCGCUACCACAUCGCCAAGGUCUACCGUCGCGACCAGCCCGCCGUCAGCAAGGGUCGCAUGCGCGAGUUCUACCAGUGCGAUUUCGAUAUCGCCGGUACCUUCGACCCCAUGGUCCCCGAUGCCGAGAUUCUGCGUAUCGUCACCGAGGUCUUCGAGGAGCUGGGCUGGAAUGGCCGGUAUAACAUCAAGAUCAACCACCGGAAGAUCUUGGAUGGUGUGUUCCAGGUGUGCGGCGUGCCGGAGGAGAAGAUCCGUCCCAUCUCCAGCGCCGUCGACAAGCUGGAUAAGAUGCCAUGGGCCGAUGUGCGGAAGGAAAUGGUCGAUGAGAAGGGUCUGGAUGGUGCCGUGGCUGACAAGAUUGAGACGUACGUCGUGAAGAAGGGUGGCCGCGAUCUGCUUGAUAUCCUCCUCAAGGACGAGGCCCUGAUGGCCAAUGAGUCCGCCAAGGCCGGUCUGGAGGAUAUGAGUCUGCUCAUGGACUACCUGGAGGCAUUCGGUGUCCUGGACAAGAUGUCCUUCGAUAUGAGUCUGGCUCGUGGUCUUGAUUACUACACCGGUGUUAUCUACGAGGUUGUCACUGAGGGUUCCGCACCCGCCGUGUCGUCGUCCGCACCGGAGGCUCAGGUCGUGCAGAAGUCCGGCAAGAAGAGCAAGUCCAAGGGUGGCAACCUGGAAGAUGACGACCGUUCCAACGACCCGACCCUGGGUGUGGGCAGUGUCGCUGCUGGAGGUCGCUACGACAACCUGGUGGGCAUGUUCCUGCCCAAGGCGCAGAUUCCCUGCGUGGGUGUGUCCUUCGGUGUGGACCGUAUUUUCUCCAUCACCAAGGCCCGCAUUGAGCGGGAGAAGAGUGCGGAGGCUCUUCGUAGCAGCGAGGUCGAUGCCUACGUCAUGGCAUUCGGUGGUAAGGGAUUCACCGGCAUGCUCAAGGAGCGGAUGAGCGUGUGCCAAACUCUGUGGAACGCCGGCGUAAAGGCCGAAUUCUCCUACAAGGUCAAGCCCAAGCUUCCUCAACAAUUCAAGGCGGCCGAACAAGCCGGCGUGCCCUUCGCCAUCAUCCUCGGCGAGGACGAGCUCGCCGCCGGCAAGGUCCGUGUCAAGGAGAUGGGUCUGGAAGACGGACACCCGGAGAAGGAGGGCGUGCUAGUUGAUCUGGCUGCCCUCCCGGCCGAAGUCAAGGCCCGGGUGGCCAAGAAACAGGGCGAGAGUGUCUCCGACGUUACGCAGCAGCUGGAUGACCUGAAGGUAGAUGCAUAGAGGGGGAGGCUUAGACCGGGUGGGGGGCUUUCUACAUUUUCAUCUCUGCUAAAAGUACACAUACAAUUUUUGCAUACAUGCACGCACGCAUACCUGCGACGGAUUCAAAUGGGUGGCCGCCCAAAAGAACAAAAAUGGAUGAUAUCAAAAUACAAUACCCAAAUUCUUUUUUUCUUUGUUUUUGUUUUUCUUUCUUUCCUUGAUUAAAUGUAUAGAUUGCAGUCGAUCGAAUUGAAUGAUAGCGUCUCCAUUCUAU
Molecule: messenger RNA, 2167 nt
Organism: Aspergillus ibericus CBS 121593
Lineage: Eukaryota; Fungi; Ascomycota; Eurotiomycetes; Eurotiales; Aspergillaceae
Product: histidine--tRNA ligase
Exons: 2
Coding region: 337-1911 (524 amino acids)
Biological process (GO): histidyl-tRNA aminoacylation; mitochondrial translation
Cellular component (GO): cytoplasm; mitochondrion
Molecular function (GO): ATP binding; histidine-tRNA ligase activity
Source: RefSeq, a predicted model, not a curated record